CCACGAAUGAUCCCUGCAUACCAGCGCUUGGCUGCAUGCUACCCGACAGGACAGAUGGCCCAGAGAGGAGCGCAUGUCAUUAAUUCAUUUCCCAAAGGUCUUGAACCCCCAGCCCCCUCCUCCCGGAUCAAACCGCGCAGUGGCUUGUGUCCCGCCCCUGUGACGCGCCGAAGGCAUAUAAAUAGGAGGGCGGCACAGCUCCGCUACACACUUCUGCCCCAAAUUCAAACACAUCUCACAAGCACAAGUGCCCGCAAAAUAUGAGUCCCAGCAUCACUUCCGAGGCCAGCCAGCCUCUCACUGUCAGAUCUACCGUGGCCCAGAGGAAACAAGCCCACGAGCUGAGAAAGACUCUCAAACCGCUGUUGGAGAAGAGGAGGCGUGCUCGUAUUAAUGACAGUUUGAGCCAUUUGAAGAGUCUCAUCCUGCCUCUGGUUGGCAAAGACAACGCGCGCUACUCAAAGCUGGAGAAAGCGGACAUUCUGGAAAUGACGGUCCGUUUCCUCAGGGACCUCCCGGCGUCGAAAGAUCCCGCGGAAAGUUACAGAGAAGGCUACAAAGCGUGCCUCCAGCGGGUCUCCGCUCUGCUCCCUCAAACAAGCCUCAACCAGGACGCGUGUCAGCGCGUCAGUGACUUUGUGCGGCGCUCCAUGUCCGCCACGGUCACCCCGUCCUGCAUGAACUGCUGCGCACAGACGUCCAGGGCAUUCCCCCACAUCCAACAGAGGCUACUUAGCCUCAAGUCCGGCUUGAGCGCUAUGAGGGCAGACAGCCAGCCGCAGUCGCAGCCGGCGGCUGCGGGCUCUCCUGCAGCGCAACAAGUCCCGCCUGCUGUCAGCGCGGACAUGUGGAGGCCCUGGUAGAUUUAAUGGACACUUAUUUAAUGCCUUAUUUAUUUCGUGCCACUUAACAUACGCAAUGAAUAGAAGAAUAUUUGGAUCGUCAAUAUAACCAAGCAAUUGGUUCAUUUUGGGUAAAAUCGAGCACAGAUCCCAAAGAAGCAGUAUCGUUUUACAUACGUUUUAUUAAUGCAAUCCUCUUUGGGGUUUCAAGGGCACGGGUUGUCGACAACACUUUUGUAAAACCCUAAGGGUUACUCAGUUUGAGGUUUGCACGAUGGACUUCAAAGUAUUUUAGUCUGUGCAAAAGAAUAGGCGGUAAACACUAUGUGUUAAAUAAAUAUGUUGAGAGCAUGCAUGAAAAUGAUUCAUGAGAUGUAUCACUGGAAAAAGUCA
Molecule: messenger RNA, 1235 nt
Organism: Syngnathus typhle (broad-nosed pipefish)
Lineage: Eukaryota; Metazoa; Chordata; Actinopteri; Syngnathiformes; Syngnathidae
Gene: hes2.1
Product: hes family bHLH transcription factor 2, tandem duplicate 1
Exons: 3
Coding region: 261-863 (200 amino acids)
Biological process (GO): regulation of neurogenesis; regulation of transcription by RNA polymerase II; anterior/posterior pattern specification
Cellular component (GO): nucleus
Molecular function (GO): RNA polymerase II cis-regulatory region sequence-specific DNA binding; DNA-binding transcription factor activity, RNA polymerase II-specific; protein dimerization activity
Source: RefSeq, a predicted model, not a curated record